Messenger RNA from Meloidogyne enterolobii, 451 nucleotides. The record is from the annotation of a GenBank genome assembly. NCBI's taxonomy places the organism in Eukaryota, Metazoa, Nematoda, Chromadorea, Rhabditida, Meloidogynidae.
UUCAAAAGGUGGUGGUGGGGGAGGAAAGCGUAAACGUAGAAGCAUUCAAAUGUCUAGUGGAGUGCCUUUCCCGAGAUUGAAUUUUCCAAUUUCGUCAGCUAAUGCUGUGGAAGGUUUAAAAAUAACUUGUCUAUUCUUCUUAAAAAAUUUAUUAGAUAAAUCGUGCAACUGUUCAGUUAAUGAGAAAUUAAAUUGUGACGAUCAUGAGGUUAAUCAACCCUCUAAAAUAUUGAAUUUAAGAAGUCGAAGAAGCCAAGAUCGGAAUUAAUAAAAACAAAAAAUUUUUUAAUUAGAUUAUUAAAAUUACAAUAACAUAGUGAUUGUAUUGUUUUCACACUUAUUCUUCACACUAAUAAAUUUUUUGUUCGAUUCUUUGGAAAUGUAUUUUGACAAUAGUUUUUGCUGUAUCGGUGUUUUGUUUGGUCAGUGGUUUGGUCAGAUUUGGUAAUCG